AUGUCUGCUGAGGAGGAAGAAAAUGCCGCAGAACUCAAGAUUGGUGAAGGUCGGUUACUAUUUGUCUUGCAUAUUUUUUAUUUUUUAUUUUUCCCUCGCGUGUUGUUCCAUUUAUGAAAUCGGGUAUGCAUUUUCUUUGAGACGGGUAAUUUAGAGCCUCGAGGUUGUGGCGUGGUAAAUUUAGGGCCUCAAGGUUCUGAGAUGCAGAAUUUAGAGCUUUAUGGUUGCCAGAUAUUGUUAGAGCCUCAAGUUUUUCAGGUGGCUCUUUGAUCAGUUAAUUUGAGAUGCUGAAUUGGUCAGUCUUGAGCUGAUUUAGAUUGUAAUCAUUUUUACUAAACUCGGUGGGUUUGCUAGAAAGACUCCUAGUCUCGGAUAAAUUGCGUCUUGAACAUUUACGCUUUAUCAAAAUCAUAAGAGAAGGAUAAUGGAUACAAAAUAAAAAAAUUCAAGGUGAUAGGAUUGUCGAAUUCCGUGGUAGUCACCAUUAUUUUCCUUGUCUGUGGUUUCGUAAAGGAGACCCUACAGUUGUGUGCUAUGAUAACUUUGUGCCCAUACUACACUGUAAAUUGUUACUGUCGCACAAAAAAAAUGGCUUCAGGUUCUUUUUUUCCAUUAUGUAUUGCGAAUAUCAGUGACAGACUCGUAAAAGAAUGAUGAAAAAUUAUUUUUAUUAAUGAUCUGAAAGUGUGAAGAAGAAGAAAGGGACAAGCUCUUCUCUUGUCUGGAAUUUCGUCCUUCAUGAACUCACCCUUAUGGGAUUUAUGAUAUCAUUCCUAUGGAUCUGGUCACAAUAGCUUUUUUCAUACCUCUAUGUCUUUUUGAUACAAUAUUCACGUUUCUUUCCCCUCUGUAACUGCUCUUUCAUUGUUCUUACAUGUUUUACUUACCUAAAAGAGCGCUUGUAUUUUCUCUAUUUUACUCACAGAGUUUUUGAAGGCCAAGUGUCUGAUGAACUGUGAAGUGUCACUAAUUCUUGACAAAAAGUAUGAGCAACUUCAAAAUAUGUCUGAUGACCCUCUGAGCCAGACUUCUCAGUAAGUGUCGCUCAACAAAGUUUCUAAAACCAUUUGAACAAAUUAGGGGGAUCUAAUGAUCUCCUCUUUUUAUGAUAGGGUGUUUGAAAAGUCACUGCAGUAUGUGAAGCGCUUCAGUCGGUACAAAAACUCAGAGACCGUGAAGCAAGUUCGAGAGUAUCCGUUUUUUAGAGACUUUAUAUGGGAUGACUAAUAGAAUAACCUGAUAAUCUGAAGCGCUGUACAACUCGUGUCUUUUUUGUUUAACUAAAACUAAAGAUGAUAAUGCUUUCGUUUUUUCUCUAUAGGAACAUAAUGAGAAAAGAUUCGUCUCGUCCAUGAGCUGAGCCAAAAUUGUCGAUUUUUUUCCAUUGUUUUCUGGGACGCAUUUGUUCUUAAAUAACCUUUUGAUUACACUAGCACAAGAGGGAGAUGCAAUCCUAUUCAUUCAAAGACGGUGCACGAACAGGUGUGAGGAAAAUAAUUUCCAUAAAAAUAACGUGUAUUCCCUCAUGGCAAGUUAAAAAAGGUCAUUUUAGUAUCGGAAUCCAUUUUAAUGCCAAAAAAGUGAACGAUCAUGAUCGUAGACGUUUAUUAGACAUGACUGUUCUACUUUGAUAUGUGGAGGUUAUGUGGCAUUUUUGUGUGAUUCUUAACACAUUUGUUCAGAGUUCUCAGUAGGAACCGGUUGGCUGAAUUUGAGGUAUGCAUGUGCUUACAUGAAAGUGAAAAAUCUUGAAUUUUGUAAAGUUACUAACUGAUGUGCAUUCACUUUUCAGCUCUGUGUGCUAGGCAAUCUUUGCCCAGAAACUGUUGAGGAAGCUAUUGCAAUGGUUCCCACCAUCAAGGUACAUUCCGAUUUAGAAACACAUAGCAGCCACUCGCAUUAGUUUAAUCAUAUUUUUAUAGAUAUGUAACCUUUGACUCGACAAUCUCUUCCAUGUGCCUGUGUCGCUGAUCUUGCCAGUUAAAUGUACUUCUUUUCUAGUUAUCGUACUUUCCGGUUUGUUGGUGUGAUAUUGGAAAUGGGUAAUUAAUUGGAAGCUAAUAGAACUUUGUAUGGGAUAAACCUUCAUCUUGUCAGUAGUGUUAAGGAAAAAAAUGCACAGGACUCGACCAGACACUGGCCUUUGACUUUCUCUCUCUUUGGGGUUGAUUUUAAGGCUCAAGCCUGGCCUUCCUGGCUUACUCGACCUGUUGGCAUGCCCUGUGAGCCAUCCUCAGAAUAUUAUUCAAAAAAAUAUAUCAUUUUUUGGUCUUGUAAGUAAUAGAGGGGAUGUCUGCUUUGCGACUGAGGAGUCUUUCCAUAAAAUAUAUUUUGUGGCUCUGUUCAUCAGAUCAAGAGUUUGUAAUUUCUGGGUUUCUGUGCAAAAUGUGAAACAUGCAUACUUGGUGGUUAGUUUUAUUUAAUUUAUAAUUUUAUUUACUUAUUUAUUUUUACAGUCCAAAGGGCGGUUUCAAGAUGAUGAUGCAAUCGAUAAAAUGCUGCGCGACCUGUCUUUGAUCAAAAAAUUUGAAUAG
Spirodela intermedia is the source of this 2534-nucleotide messenger RNA. Lineage: Eukaryota; Viridiplantae; Streptophyta; Magnoliopsida; Alismatales; Araceae. The record is from the annotation of a GenBank genome assembly.